AACCAAUGAACGAAUGAAACGAACCUCAAAAUUUCAUCAUCAUUUACCGGCAUUUCCCUCCGAUUAAAGUCUUAUCAUCGUUUAUUGUUAAUUUUAUAGUUUUGCACUUGCACAAAUUAAAAAUGUCUCUUUCCGUGGAAGAUAGAUACGAUUUAAUUACUCGAAACUUGGUGGCAGUCUCCGAUGGGGAAAAGCUAAGAUCGAUCCUAAAGGAGCGAGAGUUGAAAAUCUACUGGGGACUGGCAGUAGCCGAGAAGUUGGACCUGUCGUAUUUUGUCGCCGUAUCAAAGAUUGCGGAUUUUCUGCGUGCAGGGGCCAACGUCACUGUGUUACUCGCCGACUUGCACACAUUUUUGGAUAACAGAAAAUCGUCAUGGGACGCGCUUCCUUUGCGUUGUGACUAUUACGAAAGUGCGAUUAAGGUAAUGUGCAAGUCGAUCGGGAUCAACACGGACGGUCUUCGUUUUGUGAGAGGUACCGACUUUCAACUGUCGAGGGAGUACACGUUGGACGCUUACAAACUGAGCUCACUUGUAAGUACGGAGGAUGCACGAUUGGGGGCCGAAGAAGUCGUCGCGCAAGUGGAGCAUCCUCUACUAAGUGCCCUGUUAUACCCAAGUCUGCAAGCCUUAGACGAGGAACACCUAAAGGUAGAUGUUCACUUCGGCACAGUGAAACAAAAGAAAAUUUUCGAAUUCGCCGAGAAGUACUUGCCGGUUUUGGGUUACGAAAAGCGAAUACAUUUGACAAGUCCCUCUGUUCUCGACUUGUCAGGAGGAAAAGUAACGCUACCCGAGGACGAACGUAAAGUAGACAUUCUUGAGUCAAUGGCCACCCUAAAAAAUAAGAUGAAAAAGGCGUUCUGUGAAAAGGGCAACGUGGAAAAUAACGGCUUGUUAUCGUUACUAAAACACGUAAUUUUCCCCCUCCUGAUGAAAGCCGACGAAAAGUUCGUGAUUACAAGGAGCAAGAAUCACGGGGGUGACAUCGUAUUCGAGCGGUAUGAUGUAAUCGAAGAUUCCUUCGGGAAAAAAGAUCUACAUCCGGGCGAUCUCAAAGUUGGUGUCGAAACUUAUAUUAAUAAGUUACUGGAGCCGAUACGCAAGGAGUUUGAGGAGCCGAAUUUGAGGCAGAUUGUGGAGAAGGCAUUCCCCGUUGCCGCCGCUAGGAAAAAGGGCGGAUCGACUACUGCUGUUCCUAAUGAGGAGGCGACACCUUCUCGGCUAGACAUGCGAAUUGGUAAAAUUGUCGAAGUCUCAAAACAUCCGGAUGCCGAUGGUUUAUACGUGGAGAAGAUCGACGUGGGUGAGGGUUCCCUCCGCACUAUCGUCAGCGGGUUGGUUAAUUACGUUCCAAUUGAGGAAAUGCAAGACGCACUGGUACUUGUUCUUUGCAACUUAAAACCGGCGAAGCUUAGGGGUAUCGAAUCGAAAGGGAUGCUGCUCUGUGCCAAUUUGGCGCCAAAGGAGAUAGAAAUCGUUUGCCCUCCUGGAGGAACACCCGCUGGUGAAAGGGUGUACGUUGAAGGUUACGAGGAGGGGACUCCGGACGACGUUUUAAAUCCAAAAAAGAAAGUUUGGGAGAAGCUGCAGGUCGACUUGACCACAAAUGAAGAUUGUGUUUGCCAGUGGCAGGGAAAAAAAUUAUUCACGAAAUCUGGUGGUCUACUGACUUGUAAAUCUAUGAAAAACGCUCCUGUUAAAUAAGGAAUUGUACUAUGUAUAUUUUGCAUUUCUAGCUUAGCUCAUAUUUCUUUGUAUUACCACAUUAGGAUAGGGUUCUUUUGUCAGAAUAAAUCACAGUUAUUGACA
Molecule: messenger RNA, 1811 nt
Organism: Photinus pyralis (common eastern firefly)
Lineage: Eukaryota; Metazoa; Arthropoda; Insecta; Coleoptera; Lampyridae
Product: tyrosine--tRNA ligase, cytoplasmic-like
Exons: 5
Coding region: 123-1706 (527 amino acids)
Biological process (GO): tyrosyl-tRNA aminoacylation
Molecular function (GO): tyrosine-tRNA ligase activity; ATP binding; tRNA binding
Source: RefSeq, a predicted model, not a curated record